UUGAAGGUUAGGUACGUGAACCGGAACUCCCAUCAUAAUAUUAUAGUCAUUAUUGUGAGUGGUUACGUCUGACAGUUUUACCUGAGUCCUGUUCCCAGAGAGUGUUGUGUAGCGCAAUUUUAACUUAGCACAACAAACAGCUGUCCAAAUGGAGACAGUGAAAAGUGUCCUCGGGUUUGAGUGGAUGGAUGGAAGAAGUUUUCUGAUAUUUUUGUGUGUUUUUGUGCUUUUUUCCGACUUUUGGAAGAACAGAGUCCCAACAAACUUUCCCCCCGGACCGUGGCCUCUUCCGUUGAUCGGGGACCUUCAUCGCAUCCGACUUGCCAGGCUUCAUCUGCAGUUCACAGAGUUUGCAGAGAAAUAUGGAAAGAUUUUCAGCCUGAGGCUCUUUGGUGGAAGAGUUGUGGUCAUCAAUGGCUACAAGCUUGUGAGGGAGGCCCUGGUCCAUAGAGGGGAGGACUAUGUUGAUCGCCCCGUCGUACCUCUUUUUGAUGAAAUGUUUGGAAACAGAGGUAGUGUGUUUUCUGUUGUGUCACUGUUAGUUAUACUGAUCUCCAUGUACUCUCAGCCUAAUCCUCUGGUGUCUCUUAAAGGUCUGGUGAUGUCAAACGGCAAUCUAUGGAAGCAACAGAGGAGAUUCGCUCUUCAUACUCUCAGGAACUUUGGAUUGGGCAAGAAGACCCUGGAGCCAUCCAUCCAGCAGGAGAGCCAAUAUCUCAUCGAGGCUUUUGCCAAUCACAAAGGACAGCCUUUUAAUGCCCAGCAGCUGAUAUCCAAUACUGUGUCCAACAUCAUCUGCUGCCUGGUGUUUGGGGAUCGCUACGAGUACACUGACAAGCGGUUCCAGAGUAUUCUUCAGGACUUCAAUGAGAUUGUGUUCUUACAGGGAAGUCCAAGUGUACAGAUGUACAACACUUUGCCCUGGCUGAUGAAGUGGCUCCCCGGAUCUCACCAGAAGUUUUUUAAUCUGGUACAAAGGAUCGUUGACUUCAUAGAAAUGAAGAUCAAAGAACACAGAGAGAGUCUUGACCCGUCCUCACCAAGAGACUACAUCGACUGCUUCCUCACAGAGAUGGGAGAGAAGGAGGACAAAGACUCUGGUUUUGAUAUCAAGAAUUUGUGUUUUUGCACCAUGGACCUGUUUGGUGCUGGAACUGAAACUACUACCACUACUCUACACUGGGGACUGCUGUACAUGAUCUACUACCCUAAAAUACAAGAGCGAGUCCAGGCUGAGAUAGACGCUGUGAUUGGUUCAUCCAGAGUGCCCUCUCUAAAUGACAGAGAUAAUGUGCCCUACACUAACGCAGUCGUUCAUGAGAUCCAGAGAAUGGCAGACAUCCUUCCCCUUAAUGUGAUCCGCAUGGCAACCAAGGACACCACACUCGACAAGUACACAAUCCCAAAGGGCACCGCCAUCAUGGCCUCGCUGAACUCGGUUCUUCACGAUGAGACGAUGUGGGAAACUCCACACUCCUUCAACCCUCAACACUUUCUGGAUCAAGACGGCCAGUUUAGGAAGAGAGAGGCCUUCCUUCCUUUCUCAGCAGGGAAGCGUGUGUGUCCCGGGGAGCAGCUGGCCAGGACAGAAGUAUUCCUAUUUUUUACCUCCCUUCUCCAGAGGUUUUCUUUCUCUGCACCAGACGGAGAGCAGCCCAGUCUGGAGUUCAAGUUAGGAGGUGUUCGCUGUCCCAAACCUUACCGCCUCUGUGCUGUACCCCGAUAAACCACCAGCUGUCCCAGAGUCAUCAUCUAUGUUCCAGUCUAUUCACUUUGUAGUAUAUUAGUGUCUCCCUUCUGUCCUUUUUCUACAUUUGAAGUAAAACCAAGUCUGACAGUAUGAUUCUUCUUCUUAUAAAUAAACAAAUUUAAUAU
Labrus mixtus (cuckoo wrasse) is the source of this 1875-nucleotide messenger RNA. RefSeq names its product cytochrome P450 2J4-like. Gene Ontology annotation, molecular function: iron ion binding; oxidoreductase activity, acting on paired donors, with incorporation or reduction of molecular oxygen, reduced flavin or flavoprotein as one donor, and incorporation of one atom of oxygen; heme binding. The record is from RefSeq and is a predicted model, not a curated record. Lineage: Eukaryota; Metazoa; Chordata; Actinopteri; Labriformes; Labridae. Gene Ontology annotation, cellular component: cytoplasm; intracellular membrane-bounded organelle. The coding region runs from base 149 to 1726 and encodes 525 amino acids. The transcript is spliced from 8 exons. Gene Ontology annotation, biological process: xenobiotic metabolic process.